This is a messenger RNA of Periophthalmus magnuspinnatus, 6847 nucleotides long. Its product is annotated as rapamycin-insensitive companion of mTOR-like. The transcript has 38 exons. Gene Ontology annotation, biological process: positive regulation of phosphatidylinositol 3-kinase/protein kinase B signal transduction; TORC2 signaling. Gene Ontology annotation, molecular function: protein serine/threonine kinase activator activity. Lineage: Eukaryota; Metazoa; Chordata; Actinopteri; Gobiiformes; Gobiidae. The coding region runs from base 50 to 5338 and encodes 1762 amino acids. The record is from RefSeq and is a predicted model, not a curated record. Gene Ontology annotation, cellular component: TORC2 complex.
UCUCGCGAUAUUCCACGAAGUUUCCGGUGUUGUGUAUGUUCCUGGAAACAUGGCGGCCAGCUUCCGCGGCCGUCCUAUCCGGAGUCUUCGGAUGCGAGGUCGGAAUGACAGCGGGGAAGAAAACGUACCGCUGGAUCUGACGAGAGAACCAUCUGAAAAUUUCCGGGAAAUUGUCCAAAAUGUGGCCAAACCACAUGGGGUCAGUAACAUGCGUAAACUGGGCCACCUGAACAACUUCAUAAAGCUGCUAUGCAGUGUAGGCCACCAAGAGGAGAAGUUUGGAUUUACGUAUGAAGAAAUCAUAGUUUGUUUACGCCUUGCUCUGCUAAAUGAGGCUAAGGAGGUCAGAGCUGCAGGACUGCGGGCACUACGGUACCUUAUUAAAGACACCAACGUCUUGCAAAAGGUCCUUAGACUACAAGUGGACUAUUUAAUCUCCAGAUGCAUUGACAUCCAGCAGAGCAAUGAAGGAGAAAGGACUCAGGCUUUGAGACUAGUUCGAAAGAUCAUCACUGUCAACGCAAUGCUCUUUCCCACCUCCAUCGCAAACUCUCUAAUUGCUGUGGGCACUGAUGGUCUACAAGAACGUGACCGCAUGGUUCGUGCAGCCAUUGCAAUUGUGUGCGAACUAGCUCUGAAAAACCCAGAAGUGGUGGCUAAACGGGGUGGUCUGAGCACCAUCUUGAAGAGUGUUAUUGAUUGUCAACUAAGUCGCAUCAAUGAAGCGCUGAUCACCACCAUCCUUCAUCUCCUCAAUCAUCCGCACACUCGCCAAUUUGUGCGGGUGGAUGUUGAGCUCGAGCAAAUCCUUGCACCUUUCACUGAUUUCCACUAUCGCCAUAAUGCUGACACAGCUGAGGGACAACUCAAGGAAGACCGAGAGUCACGUUUUUUGUCAAGUCGAAUGGCAAUUGUAGCUGCCUUUCGUUCGUGGUCUGGGAUUAUCAACCUAUGCAAGGCUGGCAAUUCUGGUAUCCAAUCUUUAAUUGGCUUACUCUGCAUACCAAAUAUGGAGGUUAGGAAAGGGUUGUUGGAGGUGUUGUAUGAGAUCUUUAGGCUCCCUGUGCCCAUUGUAACGCAGGACUUCACUGAAGCUCUUCUAAGUGUUGAUCCUGCUAGAUUCCAGGACACAUGGAGACUGUCAGAUGGCUUUGUAGCUGCUGAGGCCAAAGUCAUUUUACCACAUCGUGCACGCUCCAGGCCAGAUCUUAUGGACAACUAUUUGGCUUUUGUUCUGUCAGCUUUCAUCACAAACGGACUGUUAGAGGGUAUUGUAGAAGUUGUGACCAGCAGCGAUGAUCAGUUAGCUGUGAGGGCAACUAUACUUUUGGGAGAGCUUCUGCACAUGGCAAACACCAUCCUUCCUCAUUCUCACAGUCACCACUUGCAUUGCCUGCCCACACUCAUUAACAUGGCAGCCUCAUUUGACAUUUCCCAAGAAAAACGACUUCGAGCAAGUGCAGCUGUCAAUAACCUGAAACGUUUCCAUGAGAAGAAGAAAAAAGGCCUAAAACCUUACAGUCUGUACUUGGACCACAUCAUCCGAAAAUCAGUGUCCUCUCACAACCGCAGAGAGUCCCAUUCACGGACACAACGAGACAUUUAUGUUAUUAAGGACACAGAAGAAGCACUUAUGAUGAACUUGAGAGACAGUCAAAUACUCAACCAUAAGCAAAACCUUGAAUGGAACUGGCUGCUCAUCGCCACAAUUCUCAAGUGGCCACACGUAAACCUCAGGAACAAUAAAGAUGAACAAAUGCACAGGUUUGUGCGGAGGCUGCUGUUUUUCUAUAAACCCAGCAGUAAGUUGUACGCAGGCCUGGCCCUGGAUCACAUGAAGGCCAGGCAACUCACUGUGGUCGGCUGUCAGUUUAUUGAGUUCCUCAUGGACUCUGAUGAGGAUGGGCAGGGUUACCUGGAGGACCUGGUCAGGGACAUGGUUUUAUGGCUCUCCUCGUCUUCCGGCCUGAAGCCUGAGCGCUCCCUUCAGAGUAACGGCCUGCUCACCACACUCAGCCAACACUACUUCCUGUUCCUCGGGACGCUCUCAGCACAUCCACAAGGCGUCAAACUGCUGGAGAAAUGUGGCCUGUUUCAGUGCCUGCUGAAUAUGUGCUCGGUAAAGAACCAGGAUGCUGUGCUGAAACUCGCUGUGACAACUCUAGACUACAGCACGGACGGUCUUGCCAGAGUGAUCCUUUCCAAGAUUCUCACCGCUGCUACUGAUACGUGUCGGCUGUAUGCCACCAAACACCUGCGUGUGCUGCUGAGGGCAGGUGUGGACUUCUUCAGCAGCUGGGGCAUGGAGCUGCUGGUUACCCAGCUCCACGAUCACAGUAAAGCUGUUUCAAUGGAGGCUCUGGAUAUCCUGGAUGAAGCCUGUGAGGAUAAGGCUAAUCUUCAUGCUCUUAUUCAUCUAAAACCAGCCCUGUCUCAUUUAGGAGACAAAGGCCUUCUGUUGCUCCUCAGGUUUCUUUCCAUACCUAAAGGGUUUUCUUACCUCAAUGAGAGGGGCUAUGUGAGCAAACAGCUGGAUAAAUGGCAAAAGGAAUACAAUCUUAAGUAUGUGGAUUUGAUAGAAGAGCAACUAAAUGAAGCACUAACAACUUAUCGAAAACCUGUUGAUGGCGACAACUAUGUCAGACGCAGCAACCAAAGGUUACAAAGACCAAAUGUUUAUCUACCUGUGCACUUGUACGGUCAGCUUGUCCAUGAUAAGACGGGCUGUCACCUUUUGGAGGCUCAGAGUGUAGUUCCUGACCUCAGCUACAUGGUCCGCUCCCCGAUGCUGGACACCUGGGAGGGCAUCAAACAGCUGAAGGCUGCUCUAUGGGCUUUGGGCAACAUUGGGUCUUCAAACUGGGGUCUGAAUCUUCUGCAGGAGGAGAAUGUCAUUCCGGAUAUCCUUGCAUUGGCACAACACUGUGAAGUCUUGUCAGUGAGAGGCACCUGCAUCUAUGUGUUGGGUGUUAUUUCUAAGACCAGGCAGGGCUGUGAGGUGCUCAAACAGUUUGGAUGGGAUGCAGUGAGACACAGUCGCCGGACGCUGUGGCCUGUUACGCCGGACGAGGUGGAUACACAGCUGACCUCUGAACUCUCAUCGGUACCGAGCACUCUCAGUCUGAACUCAGAGUCCACCAGCUCACGGCACAACAGUGAGAGUGAAUCGCAACCAAACAUGUACAUCUUGGACGAUGACAAGUGUGACAUUUUUGACCAAUCAGAUGAUAGUUGUUAUAUCUCCCACUCCAAGCCAGUGAAGGACCGCAGUCCCUUCACCAUUUUGGCAUCUUCACGUUUUGUUCGAACACGCUUCCUGAACUCUUUGUCUCUUCCCAGUAAGAAAAUCCGCUCCACUAGUGACCCUAAAACGCCUUCAGGGUCCCGCACACCGACUGAGCUCAAGAGCAUGAGGAGAAACCGGACAGUUACUGAGCCAUCUGUGUAUAGCCCAAACCAGAGUGAUGUCUUCACCCCAGUAUUUAAUGGCAGAGGAAUGCCCAAGAGCCCCACUGUUAGCCUGGAGACCUCCUUUGUUGGGACCAGGGGCGGGUCUGAUGAGCAGCUGACAGAUGGGCGAUUAGUGAGGAGUGGGGUCUCUGGUUUGGGGCUGAGUGGUCUUGCACAUGGAGCUCCAGAGCACCACAUGAGGGAGCGGGAGCAGACCAGUCGCGAGCGGCUGGCGGGGGAUGGUGGCUCCUCUACAGGAGGUAAUGUGGGAGGAGGUGGUACUCAGUUUAAGAGUCGCAGUCAGAGCUUUAACACGGACACUACAACCAGCGGCAUCAGCUCCAUGAGCUCCAGCCCCUCCAGAGAGACUGUAGGAAACCCCGAGCAUCCCGAACCUGAGCCGGACUCAUCAGAUUGUGUCAGCCUCAAUACUGUCAUCUCGGCCAAAACAGUCAAAACUCUGUCGUCCCUCACCCCCCAGGCACAGACCAACCACAUGACCACAUCCAAGUCCUCCACUGUGUCUCUGGUACCACCGGGGUCCUCACACACUCUCCCGCGCCGCGCUCAAUCUCUCAAAUCCCCCUCAGUCACCACCAUCAAGAGUUUGGCCGACUGCACGUUCAUGUACACCAGUCCCAGAGAUGCUCUGGGCUAUGCCACACUCAAGAGACUGCAGCAGCAGAGGAUACACCCCUCUCUGUCUCACAGUGAAGCUCUGGCAUCUCCCGCUAAAGACGUCCUGUUCACAGACACCAUCACCAUGAAGACCGGCAGCCUGGACUCUAGACUCACACCUCGCAGGAUGACAGAUAGGAGGGGUACCUGUCCUGAUGCCAGCGUCUUAAAAUACCGCAGGCUGUCCAGAACACUUGUGCCGCGUCUCUCCCCCCGGAUCCUCUCACGCUCCUCUCCUCUUGGCCUGCCUAGGUUUUUGAAAGCUCUGAGCUUUGCUUCUCUGGAUAAAGAGGAACUACUCAGUCCCAUCAACCAAAGCACCUUGCAUCGCUGCUCUUCUGUGCGCUCUAUGGUGUCUAGUGUCACUUUUGGAUGUAAUGAUGAUUACGUUGGCCUGGCAUUACCCAUGGACAUAAAUGAUAUGUUCCACAUCCGCGACUCGGCCUACUUUCAGCAGAGAAUCAGUCCACCAUCUGAGGAGAGAAAACGCUUCCUCUUCGGCGAUGGAGACGGUGAACGCACAAUCCCCUUGUUAAAGCAGCAGUUUAGUAUUUCUGAGCUCAUGGCGAGUCGAGGCGAGAACCAGAACCACCUGUUUGAUUCUGAGGAGACUGGACUUCAGGACCACUCUGACGACAACUGUCUCUACUGCGUAGGAUCCAGUGUCCUGGGCUACUGCACUCAGCCCAAGCUCAACACACACCCUCGGACAGAAUACAUCGACUUCCAGUCGUGGGGAGGUCAGACAGGACAUCGUCUGGAGGUGAUGCCUCAGUCCAAGUUUUCGGGAGUCUCCGGCUGCAGUGACGCAGCUGUGUCACAGGGCUCCAUCUGUGGCACUCCCACUCCCACCGACAUUGUUAUUGAUGGAAAGGCAAUAUCUGAGGACGGGCCUGCCUCCAGAGUCCUGCUGAGGAAAGAGGUGCUUCGCCUCAUAAUCAACCUCAGCUCCUCAGUGGGAACCAAAGGCCAUGAAACAGGACUACUGACGAUAAAGGAAAAGUUCCCUUAUGCUUUUGAUGACAUCUGCCUGUACUCUGAGGUUUCUCACCUUUUGGCUCACUGUAUGUUUCGCCUGACCUCCAGACGCUUCAUACAAGAACUCUUCCAGGAUGUGCAAUUCAUGCCCAUGUACGAGGAAGCUGAAGCAAUCCUCACAAAGCAACCAAAACCUGUAGAAGAUGACAUGGACCCUGCUUCUGAAUCCUGAUCCCCUCCUGUUUGUCCACAGCCCCAGGCCUGCCAUUUACCAAAUUCAAAUCCAUUUCCCAAGCAUGAAAAUGAUCUGAUUUGAAAGACUCGGAAGCAGAUGGCAUUUUUCUGUUGUUCAAACAGAUCACUGUGGCCAUGUGGACAGAAGUCUGUAUCAUUUUCAAGCAAACUAGUGCUUCAAACUAAGUCACUAUCUGGAAACUAGAUGCACGCCUAAUGCUGUUUCACACUUGACUUGGAGACUUGAUGGUUUCUAUUAUAAGAGAACCAAAAACUGAAGGGAUGGCAAACUCCAGCAACUCGUGCAGUUACAUCAACAUAAUCCUAAACAUCAACCUAGCUGGACCAUUAUGACAAAAGACUGUGUUUUAAGAUGGCCUCAUUUUAUCUCUCUGCUGAGAUGGUGUUUACUGUAAUGAAAUGAAUUAAGGCAUGUCGUUGUGUCUAUACCCUGUGAUUUCCUCCAGACCCUCAUUUUAUUCUAUUGAAACAAAACACUACCAUGGGUCUUGCCGUUUUUAAACUCCCCCUCUUAUUACCUUUGCUCUGUUAUAGCCAGUGCGUCGCUUUCACCUCAUACAACUUCUACUACAACCUAAAGCCUCUUUCUCAUCCACACAAACCGCCAAGUACUUCUCUUCUCAGACAAUCAGCAAUUGUUUUUUUUUUGUUUUUUUAUCUAGUACAUGAAGACAAUAGCACGUUAUUUAAUACUAGUUAGUUUUGGCUUUUUUUUUCUUGCAUAGGACCUAUUAUGUUAUAAGUAAGCUUUGAAGUUUCGGGACAUCUCAGGAGGUGGCUCUAUAAUAGUGUCUGAACUUUUUCAGUUGUAUAACUCAUUACGUAUUAAGUACUCUGCUCAUGAACUACCUGUGUCCAAUGGAUAUCCCCACUUAUGUACCUCUGCUUCACUCCCUCUGCAUGUGCAACUAGCAUGGCCAAACUUCAACGCCACCUCGAUGUUUUUCCCGCUUGUAAGACUAACAAAAAAGGUUGCCAUUACAUGCCACCAUAACAUUGUAGGAAUUUAGGUACCCCCCAGAUCUUUUUUCACAAUGCAAUAUUGCUAACUUUGGCUUAAGAUGGGGACUGGGAAGACUUUUAAAAUAACAUUAAAUGAGGAUGGCGGGGUUUGUCGAAGGUUUCCAUGGAAACAGGAAUGGCUGUUUCCAUUGGCUUGUGUUUUUUGCUCUAAUGCUGCUACAAAAAAAGUUUUAAAAAAAGGAAAAAAAAACUUGUAGAGAGAUGAUUUGUAGAUCAGCUGAGUGACUUCAGAUCCGAUCUAUUUAUUGUAUGUCUGUACCAUAGAGUGAGCUCAACCAGAGAAGAAAAGUUAUUUAUAUUUUUCCUCAAGACUGUAUUAUAAUUUAAAAGGUUUUGUUUCUUUUUUGCCUGAAUUGUGGUUUCCCUUGUAUAAUGUGUACAGUAUGUUUUGGGGCAUUGACCUAAAGAAACAUACAAUCCUAAAGGGAUGCAUUGUUAAUAAUAAAACAUAAAUGAAAUGCCA